CACAAAAUGGUGAUUGUCAAGAAGCAGGAAGAUGAAUUGAAGAAAGGGAUAGCAGAUUUCUACGACGAAUCUUCUGGAAUAUGGGAAGACAUGUGGGGAGAGCAUAUGCACCACGGAUUCUAUGACGGCGCCGCCUCAUCCUAUGAUGAAGUCGAUCACCGUUAUGCUCAGAUCCGCAUGAUUGAAGAGGCUCUCCUUUUCGCUGGAAUUUCUUCCGAUGAUCAUAAGCCACCCAAAAGAAUUGUCGAUGUUGGAUGCGGAAUAGGAGGCAGUUCUAGGUAUAUGGCAAAGAAGUAUGGAGCAGAGUGUGAAGGAAUCACUUUGAGUCCUGUCCAAGCAAAAAGGGCUGAAGAACUUGCUGCUGUUAAAGGUUUAGAACAUGUGACAAACUUUCAAGUUGCAGAUGCUUUAGAACAACCAUUUCCAGAUGAUGAAUUCGAUUUAGUUUGGUCCAUGGAAAGUGGAGAACACAUGCCUGAUAAAGCAAAGUUUAUAAAUGAGUUAACUCGUGUAACAGCUCCAGGUGGAAGAAUUAUAAUAGUGACUUGGGUUCAUAGGGAUCUUUCACCAGGUGAAGAAACAUUGCUUGAAGAUGAACAAGUAUUACUGAAAAAGAUAUGCAAUUCUUAUUAUCUUCCUCCAUGGUGUUCUUCAUCUGAUUAUGUGAAACUUCUUCAUUCACAAUCUCUUAAGGAAAUCAAAGUGGCUGAUUGGACUGAUUAUGUUGCACCUUUCUGGCCUGCUGUUAUCAAAUCAGCACUAACUUGGAAGGGUUUUGUUUCAUUGUUCAGGAGUCCAUGGAAAACCAUCAAAGGGGCUUUAGUUAUGCCAUUGAUGAUUCAAGGUUACAACAAGGGUUUGAUCAAAUUUGCCAUCAUUACAUGCAAGAAACAGAUAGAGACUUAAA
Molecule: messenger RNA, 907 nt
Organism: Impatiens glandulifera
Lineage: Eukaryota; Viridiplantae; Streptophyta; Magnoliopsida; Ericales; Balsaminaceae
Product: probable tocopherol O-methyltransferase, chloroplastic
Exons: 2
Coding region: 7-906 (299 amino acids)
Biological process (GO): methylation
Molecular function (GO): S-adenosylmethionine-dependent methyltransferase activity
Source: RefSeq, a predicted model, not a curated record